This is a messenger RNA of Nerophis ophidion (straightnose pipefish), 1221 nucleotides long. Its product is annotated as transcription factor 7-like 1-B. Gene Ontology annotation, cellular component: beta-catenin-TCF complex. Bases 70 to 1050 code for a protein of 326 amino acids. NCBI's taxonomy places the organism in Eukaryota, Metazoa, Chordata, Actinopteri, Syngnathiformes, Syngnathidae. Gene Ontology annotation, biological process: regulation of transcription by RNA polymerase II; canonical Wnt signaling pathway. Gene Ontology annotation, molecular function: DNA-binding transcription factor activity, RNA polymerase II-specific; RNA polymerase II cis-regulatory region sequence-specific DNA binding. The record is from RefSeq and is a predicted model, not a curated record. The transcript has 8 exons.
CCAGACCAGUGGACGGACGAGAAACGCCGGACGACGCCAAGUCAACUUAUCCCAACUACAUUUGCCGCCAUGGAUCCAGACUGGGACCUGAUCUUCGAACUGAUCGACGAGGACUUAGGUACCAAAAUCUCGCCGGAAAUUGGCCACCGUCGUCGGUUCGAAGACUGCAUCUACCACGGGGAACAGAUAAUGGCGCCUUUCAGUCAUCUGGCCCCUCCUCAAACAGUCAGACCCCCAAUGGCGCCCGUCAAUCAUCUGGUGCCUCCGCCACAAACAGGGAGACCCUCAAUGGCGCCCGUCAGUCAGCUGCCGCUGCCGCCACCUCCACCGACGGUCAGCUGUGUUCCUGUGGUGAUCCAGCCGGAGGUCAUGGGCCAAAAUCCUGUAGGAGUCAUGUGUAGCAACGGUCAGCUGCUGUUCAAGAUGGAACCUGGAGAGGAACCUGACACCUUCUUCACCAACCCUCCUCCAAACUCAUCAAAGAGAAAGAAGAGGACAGGGAACAACGUGGACAGGCCUUACAUCAAGAAGCCUCCAAACGCCUUCAUGCUGUUCAUGAAGGAGCAGCGUCCCGCCGUCAAGGCCAAGUUCCUCAACAAGGACAGCGCCACCGUCAAUAAAGCCCUCGGCCAGAUGUGGAAAUCUCUGACACCACCGGAGCAGGAGAAGUAUUUCCAGGAAGCCGAGAUGCUCAACCAAAUCCAUGCCAACAUGUACCCGCAAUGGUCUUGCCGAGACAACUACGGCAAAAAGAAGAGGAGGAAGUGGAGGAACCCACCAGAGGUGGCAGGCCAGACUAGGAGCACGCGUGAGACCAUGGUCCAGACCAUGAGGCUGCAGUCUGUCAGCGACAUGGCCGUCAAGCAGGAGGCGGCGGACAUGGACCUGGCCUUCUGCACGGCGGCGGCUGCGGCGGCGGGCGCCACCCCCUUGGAGCAGUGGACACAGACGUACAUCAGCCAGAGCGCCACACAGCUGCUCAGUGUGGAAAGCGUCUCCACAGACUUUUUUAACUCAUGUGUAAAUAAUAACUAUUGUGGAUAUUGUUGAUUUGUUUUUGUUUCUUUUUCAUGCUCCAUGCUGUACAGUUCUUACCUGUUGUUGUUACGUUGGGAUUGUCUUUUUGAUAAACACUCUGUAAAUACUUCUACGUUUUAUUGUUCUGAGUACGUAUGCCAUUGUCACCGUUUUAAUUAAAAAUACGCUCUGUCACUUUAAAUA